AUGGUGAUGUUGUUCCUGUUCAGCAUCGCCUCCCUGGCCGACUACUUCAUCCUCUCCAUACAGUCCAUUGAGUUCUGCUGGCAGGGCUACGACUUGGUGUUCCUGCUGGAGCUGCUUCUCAACGUGUUCUACCUGCUGUACUUCAGCCUGCGGUUCCUGGCCGCCCCGGACACGCUGCGCUUCUGGCUGGAAAUGAACUCCAUGGUGGAUUUCUUCACUGUGCCUCCCUCGCUCGCCUCCCUCUUCACCCAGCGCAGCUGGCUGGGUCUCCGCUUCCUCAGAGCCCUGCAUCUCACUGAGCUCCCCACAAUCCUGCAGUUUCUGAACAUCCUGCAGACCAGCUCCUCUCUCAAGCUGGCCCGACUCGUCGCUGUCUUCCUGGCCUACUGUCUCACUGCCGCUGGCUUCAUUCACCUGGUGGAGAACUCUGGUGAUCCGUGGUGGACCGUUCCAAACUCGCAGCCCCUGACGUAUUUCCAGAGCGUGUACUUCCUCAUGGUCACCAUGUCGACGGUGGGAUACGGGGAUGUCCUGGUGCACACUGUGCUGGGCAGGGUCUUCAUCAUCUUCAUCAUCACCACCGGCCUGGCCCUCUUUGCCAGCUACAUUCCUGAGAUCGUGGAAAUCGUGGGCAAGAGGAGGAAACACGACGGGAGCUACACACCACUGCCAGGGAAGAAGCACGUGGUGGUGUGUGGUCACCUGACCCUCACGAACCUGACAGCGUUCCUGAAGGAGUUUCUGCACGAGGACAGGGGCGUGGUCAGCGUGAAAGUGGUGCUCCUGGGAAAUUUUGAUCCGGAUGCUCAGUUCGAGUUAUUCUUGAAGCGCAACUUCAUCAAGACUGUGUUCUACCAGGGCUCGGUUCUGAGCUCCCGUGAUCUGGCCCGGGUUCAGAUGCAGAAAGCAGACGCCUGCCUGGUUCUGUCGAACAAGUUCUGCAAAGACCCGCACACAGAGGACGCCUGCAACAUCAUGAGGGUGAUCUCAAUCAAGGACUACUGCGCGGACACUCGGGUGAUCUGCACCAUGCUGCAGAACCCCAGCAAGGUGUACCUGCAGAACAUCCCAAGCUGGGACUGCCACCUUGGAGACGCUGUCAUCUGCCUGGCGGAGCUGAAACUGGGCUUCAUGGCUCAGGGCUGCAUGGUGCCCGGGCUCUCCACACUGCUAGCCAACCUGUUCACAAUGCAGAGCCCAGCACAGACUCAGCCUGGCAGCUGGCGCAGUCACUACAUGCUGGGUCUGUACAACGAGGUUUACACUGAGGAGCUGUCCAGAGACUUCACAGGACUAGACCCUUUUGAAAUGUCUUUGUGUCAGACGCACGUGUCUCGUCUCGUCUCGUCUCGUCUCUCCUCUCCACACAGGCUGUGCUUCGUGAAGCUGAGAGUGCUGCUGAUAGGGAUUGAGUACCGGACUGCCAAGGAGUGCAGCAUCCUGGUGAACCCGCAGAGCGAUCUCACAAUCCCUGAGAAGACUCUGGGCUUCUUCAUCGCCAGCAACGUCUUUGAUGUCAAAAGGGCUAGCCUGUUCUGCUUCGCUUGCCACAGUGACAUCACGGAACCCUCGAAGAUAACGGAAUGCAGCUGCCACACUUUGCAACACUCGGAUAAAGUUGGGGUCCCCCUGGAAGACCCCCUGGACAGAGUGCGUUCCUUCGGGGUGAUUUCCUGCCCAGAGCACAAAGAGAGGGAUGACCCGCAGACGCACCCUGCCUGGGAGGUCAAAGCUCAGCUGGACUCCACAGGGAUGUUUCACUGGUGCCCGCCCGUCCCUCUGGAGAGCGUCACUCUGAGUCGCAGUGCUGCUCGCUGUCUCCCCCUGCAGGAUCACGUGCUGGUGUGCGUGUUCGGGGACGAGCACUCACCGCUGCUCGGGCUGCGCAAUCUGGUGAUGCCGCUGCGUGCCGGGAACCUGACCGGGACAGAGCUGCACACCGUGCUGCUGCUUGGCUCCCUGCAGUACCUCCAGCGCGAGUGGGAGCACAUCCACUACUUCCCCAGGAUUUACAUCUUACCGGGUUCCCCGCUGUGUCGGGCUGAUCUGAGGGCCGCUCAAGUUAGCCAGUGCGCGUCCUGUCUGAUCCUCUCCACUUGCUGUGACUCCAGCCUCGAACCCUCGCUCCAGGACAAGGAGUCCGUCCUGGCCAGCCUCAACAUCCAAUCCAUGCAGUUUCCAGACAGCCGGCCGGACUCCAGCCUCGCAGGGUCUCCUCACCCCGGAGCGGAUGACACGAAGCCCCCCUUCCGGCAGAGUGGAUUGAGAGUCCCGGUCGUCGCAGAUCUGGUGCACAGCUCCAAUGUGCAGUAUAUGAGCAGUCUGGAUUCUCUGGAGACGUCGUUCUCAGACCUGCACCUCACCCAGGCCUUCGCCAGUGGCUCCAUCUUCUCUGUGGGGGUGCUGGACUCCCUCGUGUCCGCGACGUACUUCAACCGCCACGCCCCGGCGUUGAUCCGCACACUGGUGACGGGCGGGGCCACGCCCUCUGUGGAGUCUCAGCUCGCCGAGGAGGACAUGCUGCGAGGAGGCCCCAGCGACGUGACAUCACCACACCUGCGCCAUCACGCCAAGAUGGCUCAGCUGCCACUGAGCAGGGGACCCCUGGCAAACCUCUCCUGUGGAAACUUCCAGGAGCUGUUCUGUAAAUCGCUGGAUGCUUUUGGGAUCCUGUGCCUGGGUCUGUACCGGCUGCUGGACGCCCCUAACCUGGCCCUGAGGAGGUAUGUGAUCACCAGCCCUCCCUGGGACUUCCCUCUGCAGCCCUUCGACCGGGUCUUCUGCCUCGUCCCGUUCAGCCAGAGCCACCUGCUGACAGGCAGGGUCCCCCAGCCCUCGAACCCGGGUCCCACUCCUGCCCCCGGCAAUGGAAGACCCGUGUGAGGGAGAAGAAAGAUCGGCCUUAACCCUUUCAUGCAUGAAUUAUUAAAAAAUAGCUGGGGGAAAAAAAAG
Messenger RNA from Acipenser ruthenus (sterlet), 2952 nucleotides. Its product is annotated as calcium-activated potassium channel subunit alpha-1-like. The transcript has 25 exons. Gene Ontology annotation, molecular function: large conductance calcium-activated potassium channel activity. The record is from RefSeq and is a predicted model, not a curated record. Lineage: Eukaryota; Metazoa; Chordata; Actinopteri; Acipenseriformes; Acipenseridae. Bases 1 to 2883 code for a protein of 960 amino acids. Gene Ontology annotation, cellular component: postsynaptic membrane. Gene Ontology annotation, biological process: potassium ion transport; transmembrane transport.